This is a messenger RNA of Argiope bruennichi, 1207 nucleotides long. It is a transcript of the gene Mocs2B, whose product is annotated as MAP3K12-binding inhibitory protein 1-like. The transcript is spliced from 9 exons. The record is from RefSeq and is a predicted model, not a curated record. The coding region runs from base 181 to 1116 and encodes 311 amino acids. NCBI's taxonomy places the organism in Eukaryota, Metazoa, Arthropoda, Arachnida, Araneae, Araneidae.
CCGUCGGCUUGUUUUAUUAUUGGUGGUGCCGGCUCUUUUCCCAUUGAAAAACACAUAACUUCCUGUCAUUUAAUAAUCUCUGAAUUGAAAAAUAUAUUUUGCAUUUAGAUAGCGGACAUAAAUUGUUAGCAUAGUCAUUCGAUACGAAAUAGUUAAGAUUUUCUUGAUAAAAUUUUCGCAAUGCAAAAUACUAAUCCACUUCAUCCAAUAAUCCCAGCUGUGGAAUCUUUUCUAAAAGAGUUACAGAAUAUUGGUAUUAUUAAAGAAUACAGCUUACAAGCAGCAGAACUCGGUUCUAGCAAAGUGAAUGAAUUUCAAUCUGCAUUUUUGAAGUUUUCUCAGAAAGUUAAUGAAACAUUAAUCCUCCAUAAUAAAACCACAGAAAAUCCUGAUAUCGAAGUAUCAAAUGUGUCCGAGAUAAAUUCUGAACAUCAACCAGUCCAAAUAGAGGACAAUAAAAAUAUUUCUAAUUCAAAAAAUUUGCAACAGUUACAAGUAGAUGAAACUGAAAUCAAACGACGAAUAAAUGCUUUUCUGUCAAGGAAACGAAAAGAAGUAGAUGAAUGGAAUGUGCAGGAAUUUUGUAGUCGCCCGUAUGUUGAAGAAGAGAAUCCUUUAUGGGAACAAGUUGAUAGCUGUGCUCGUGUUGAUGCCGUUUUCAUACCUAGAUUUGGUAGUAAAAGUCAUGUAAAAGUUUCUAAAGUUGAAAAUCGAUGGGGUCCUCAAACUCAGUUUAGAAAUGAGCCAGCCAAACGGAUUAAAACUGAACCUGGCUUAGAAUCUGAAACUGAAACAAAUGAUGUAACUUUUGAAACCAUACAGGAGAGACUACGAAUAAUGGAAUCUCAUUUAAAAUUAAAAUCAGAUAGUUCUAUGAGAAAUAGCAUUUUUCAAAGAAUAAAGAAACUGGAAGAUAGAAUUCUGUUUUUGGAAGGAAUAUCACCGGAUUAUUUUCAUUUAUCUGCUCCUAAUUAUUCAUCAGCAAAUAAAAAAAGCAUAUCUGAAAAAGAAAAAGUUUAUUCGAAUUGGAAUGUUGAUGAUAUCCAAAAACGUAUACAAGCCUUAAAGGAAUCUCUGAAGAUGAAGUCUGUGGUUAAAAAAGAACCUGUACCUUGAUUUUUGAUUGAAAAAUUGUUUGUACAUAUUUAAAUUUGUAUAUAAGAUUUUUGUAAAUAAAAACAAGCAAACUGUGUUUUAAUUGAAGCAA